Molecule: messenger RNA, 1172 nt
Organism: Cydia splendana
Lineage: Eukaryota; Metazoa; Arthropoda; Insecta; Lepidoptera; Tortricidae
Product: beta-1,3-galactosyltransferase 5-like
Exons: 6
Coding region: 1-1047 (348 amino acids)
Cellular component (GO): Golgi membrane
Molecular function (GO): hexosyltransferase activity
Source: RefSeq, a predicted model, not a curated record
AUGUCAGGCUUAUUGGCUACAAUAGUCCUGUCAGUGAUGAUAGAUCGAUCUCAAUAUAGCGUGGCACGACCAUUCUCGAGAGCAAGCGCAGCAAGGCGCAAAGGCCUUCUCUGCGUGCUCGCCACACUGCCUGUUUUCUGCGUGUCCUGGCAGCUCAGUUAUGCGGUGGGCCAAGCGCAGACCCCACAAGACCAGAAUCUUCACCAUUUGCGGGCUAAUAGGAGUUUGAUUCAUUAUUUGGACAACAUAAACCUCCUCAUUGAACCAUCAUCAGUCUGCCAGAAAAAGGUCCCGGUCCUCGUUCUAGUGACCAGCACGCCCUCCCACUAUCGUCACCGUGACGUCAUCAGAAAUACUUGGGGGAAGCACCAGGAAACGUAUUUCUUCCUUGGUCUUACCCAGGAUGAUGAUCGAAUAGCAAACGCCUACAUCGAAGCUAAACAGCACAGCGACUUGAUAGUCCAUGAGCUCCAAGACCACUAUCAGAACCUGACACUGAAGGUGGCGCUGAUGCUGCAGUGGGCCCUCCACCGCUGUCCGCAGGCCGAGUUCGUGUUCAAGACUGACGAUGAUGUGAUGCUCAACCCUAGGACUUUGGAAACGGUGCUGGAAGAUAAUAAGGGUGCGGCGUUGUUUGGGUACAAGCACGAGAACAAAGUACCGUACAGAGACGAGUACACCAAGUGGUACAUGCCUCGGUGGCUGUACAAUGAAGACUUGAUACCAGAAUAUCUAUCCGGGCCAGGAUAUAUUAUUAAUGGUAAAAACCUAAAAGAGAUCUUCACCGCCGCCCUCCACAUCCCUCUCAUCAACAUAGAAGACAUCUACUUCACGUACCUCGUCGCCAAGAGAGCCCUAGGCCUCCCCCUCACCCACGACCGAAGACUGAGCCCAUACAAGCCUUGGAUAUUCACUUGUCCAUACAAAAACUACGCUUCCAUACAUAGUCUUAGUCCUGAGGAGAUGGAUAUAGUAUGGUCAAAGAUUCAAAGUUCAGGGGAAAGUCAAUUUUGUAGUUAUUUCACUAGUGGGUUAUUACUGUAUUAGUAGUCUUUUGAGCCCUACGGCUCUUAUCCACGAUCGAAGACUGAGCACAUACAAGCCUUGGAUAUUCACAUGUCCAUACAAAAAUUUAGCUUCCUUAAGGCCCAAUUCGAACAAUUAUAAGAUGU